AGUGUUGUGUGUGCACAUACUUUUGAAACACACUGUAUAAUGCUGAACGUCAUUUCAUUAUACUGCUCCAUAUCGCUUUCGGCGUUUCAACGCGUCGCGACGCUGGGCAUCGGUGGCUUUGGUCGCGUCGAGCUGGUGAGGGCUAACGGAAGAGUGUUCGCGUUGAAGGUGAUCAAUAAAAAGCAUGUCAUGGAUAUGAAACAAGAGAAACAUGUGUUGUCAGAGAGGGACAUCAUGCUUUCGAGUGAUUCCUCAUUCAUAGUGAAGCUCUACAAGACUUUCAAAGACAAAGAGAAGCUGUAUAUGCUCAUGGAACCGUGUCUUGGAGGUGAACUGUGGUCUUUGCUCAAAAGGAGAGGUCGAUUCGAGAACGAAGCGGCGCGUUUUUAUUGCGCAGCGGCACUUGAAGCACUCCAGUACCUUCACGAUAGGAAUAUUGUCUACCGGGAUUUGAAACCGGAAAAUAUAUUACUCGAUAAGAAUGGAUAUCCAAAACUGGUCGAUUUCGGUUUUGCGAAACGUUUAGGCACUGAAGGCCGCACGUGGACAUUUUGUGGUACAGCUGAAUACGUGCCACCAGAAACCGUUCUCAACAAAGGUCACGACACUUCAAUGGAUCUUUGGGCGUUGGGCAUACUGUUGUAUGAACUGCUUAGUGGAGCGCCACCAUUCUCAAAUUCUGAUCCUUUAGUAGUUUACAAUGCGAUUUUGGGAGGAUUCGGAAAAUGGGCAUGGCCGAGAUAUUUCACCAAGCAAGCGACCGAGUUAAUCCUAUCGUUGUGUAAGGAAGACCCAGACUUACGUCUGGGCUAUGGACAUCUCGACGACGUUCGUGGGCACCCGUGGUUUGAUGGAUUCGAUUUUGCAGAAUUUCGUCUCGGUAAAUUGAAAGCACCGAUAGUGCCGGUGAUUAACUCAGAUGUGGAUACGGGCAAUUUCGACACUGUUCCUUCAAGCGACUCAUUUGCUACGGGUUACGACGAGUCUGGCUGGGAUUUUGAAUUCUAA
Haemonchus placei is the source of this 1008-nucleotide messenger RNA. NCBI's taxonomy places the organism in Eukaryota, Metazoa, Nematoda, Chromadorea, Rhabditida, Trichostrongylidae. The record is from the annotation of a GenBank genome assembly.